CGUCGUGCUGCACGUCAUCAAGGGCCUCGCGACGCUGUCGUGGCUGUACAUCGUCGGCGCUCGUGUCUUACGCCAAUGGAUCCUGUUCGCCAUCACGAUGCGCGUCUACUUGGCGCGCCUCGGCGACCGUCUUCCGUUCCCGUAUUUCAACGGCCUGCGCUCGCUCGGAUGUUCUCUUCUCGGCGACGGCGCCAAGUGGGGGCGUCUGAGCACCAAGAAGCUGCGCUGGCGCGGCGAGAUCGUCAACUGGGGCCAGUGGUCCCUGCACGUCAUGGCCUUCCUCGCCCUCCUCGCCAGCUACGACUGCGCGCGCGACACGGUCCGCUCCCUGCGCAAGCGCAUCUUCCUCAAGGUCGAGGACCUCGUCCUCGAUCGCGAUGCGGCCGACGGGCACGAGCCGUCCGAGCGAGAUGGCUCGCCGCCUCGAGAGCCUCGAGUCGUGGUUUGGCACUUCUGAGCUGGCCUGUAACGAGAUCCCUCUGUGCUGUG
Rhodotorula graminis WP1 is the source of this 489-nucleotide messenger RNA. RefSeq lists its product as uncharacterized. Lineage: Eukaryota; Fungi; Basidiomycota; Microbotryomycetes; Sporidiobolales; Sporidiobolaceae. The annotation marks the transcript as partial. The transcript has 4 exons. The record is from RefSeq and is a predicted model, not a curated record.